UCAAACGAUGGACUAAAAAAGCACGGGCUGAAACUGUGAAAGAUAGGCGUGGGUAUGAUGUGAAGGCUGAUGUCAAACUACAUCAAAGCGACCGAUAUAGGUCAUUGAUGAAUAUGUUUAGAGCUAUAGCAAGUAGAGCUGCCGAAAGUGAAGAAACUUAUCAUUUGUCACUUGCAAAAGGUGAAGAACUGAGUGUCAUGGUUGAAGACAAAUUACGUGUGCACACUUUUGGUCAAGUGGAGAUCAUUGAAUUCAGAAAUUCCUCAGCUAACACAUGCCCACAGAGUGAUGAAGUAGAUUGUCCAAUCCAAGCCAAGGGACUGAAGAAAAGACAAGCAACUACUAAGGGAAGAAGGAGGAUCAAGGGCGGGAUGGAAAAAUAUAUUGCGAAGAAGAAAAGAAUGCAAUCUAAGCAGGGUGAUAGUUUUUGUACUCUUGAAGGUCAAUAUGAGCCUCCUGUUACCAUGGGUAAUAUUUCUAGUCAGGAUGGUUUUUUUUCCACUUAUCAAGGUCAAUCUCAACCUUCUUCCGACAUGGGUAAUCAUUCGAUACAGGGUGUUUACACUCCACAAAGGCAAUCUCGACCUCCUUUUGCCAUGGGUAGUAAUUAUGUUGAG
This is a messenger RNA of Camellia sinensis, 617 nucleotides long. Lineage: Eukaryota; Viridiplantae; Streptophyta; Magnoliopsida; Ericales; Theaceae. The record is from RefSeq and is a predicted model, not a curated record.